This is a messenger RNA of Tarenaya hassleriana, 717 nucleotides long. Its product is annotated as umecyanin. The record is from RefSeq and is a predicted model, not a curated record. Lineage: Eukaryota; Viridiplantae; Streptophyta; Magnoliopsida; Brassicales; Cleomaceae. Gene Ontology annotation, cellular component: plasma membrane. Gene Ontology annotation, molecular function: electron transfer activity. The transcript is spliced from 2 exons. The coding region runs from base 118 to 717 and encodes 199 amino acids.
GAUUCAAACACCACAAAAGAAAAAAAAACAACCAAACCCAAAUCAAAAUCCGAAAAAAAAAAACAUAUAAAUCAAAUAUCAAAAGGGGUGACCUGAUAAUAACAAAGAGCUAGAGCAAUGGCCAAAAUUCUCGAAACGGCGACGUUUUUCCUCGUGGUUUUGGCUGCGGUGGCAGUGGCCGCGGAGGAUUACGACGUAGGGGGUGAUAUGGGAUGGAGACGACCGACCGAUCCCGAAUUCUACAACCAAUGGGUCGUCGGGAAAACGUUUCACGUCGGCGAUGUUCUCGAGUUCGAAUUCGCGGAGGGAAUGCAUGAGGUUUCGGUCGUGAACCAAGAAGGGUACGAGAAUUGCAACACGGAGAACCCAUUGGACCUCUUCCAAAAGUCGCCGGUCAAAUACACGCUCAACACCACUGGGACCCACUUCUUCCUCUGCCCCGUCGGCGACCACUGCAUGAUGGGCCAAAAACUCGCCGUCACCGUCGUCGGAGCCUCCGCCGGCGGCCACACCGGCCCUACCACUUCUGCCCCCGCCCCUACCACCCACUCCACCGCCCCGACCACCCCCGGCUCCGCCACGACCACUCCCUCCACCACCGCCAUGGGCCCCACCGCAGGUGCCUCCGGAGAGGCUCCGUCGUCGAGCUCCGCCGGUUCCCUCUCCGUCGCCGGUUUAUUGGAGUGUGUUGUGUUGGUAACUUGGUGUUUUUUUUAG